This is a messenger RNA of Pelmatolapia mariae (spotted tilapia), 1933 nucleotides long. Its product is annotated as secretory carrier-associated membrane protein 5-like. Gene Ontology annotation, biological process: protein transport. Bases 262 to 945 code for a protein of 227 amino acids. The record is from RefSeq and is a predicted model, not a curated record. NCBI's taxonomy places the organism in Eukaryota, Metazoa, Chordata, Actinopteri, Cichliformes, Cichlidae. Gene Ontology annotation, cellular component: recycling endosome membrane; trans-Golgi network membrane. The transcript has 7 exons.
GACAGCAGAUUGAAGCACGGUGAUUGGCCGACAGACAGCAUAGUUAGGAUCGAUUCCUGUAGUCAUACAGAGCAAAACAAAGUCUUGAAAUAGUUUAAUAGUUUACCUGUAGAUUCCGUCCGAUUGGAUUUCAUCUGUUUAAGGCGAAGGUGAAGCUUCGGUUGUAGAGCACGUUAAAGAGAGGAGCGGCUGCUCUCUGGGGGAGGCUGAAGAGUCUGAAAGAGGGAUUACUCGAAACAGCAAGCUUUACAGUAUUUCCCAAUGGCCGAGCCAAAUUUCCCCCCGCUGCCUGGAUUCAUUCCUCUCAAGCCGUGUUUCUACCAAGACUUUGAGGAGAUCCCUGAACAGCAUCGCAGCAUGUGCAAGAAAAUGUACCAUCUGUGGAUGCUUAACAGUGCCACACUUGUUGUGAAUCUUUUUGGCUGCUUUGCUUGGAUGUUUGGUGGAGGUGGUGUGACCAACUUUGGCAUGGCCAUCAUCUGGGUCCUCAUGUUCACUCCUUGCUCGUAUGUCUGCUGGUUCAGGCCCAUCUACAAGGCCUUCAAGAGUGACAGCUCUUUCAACUUCAUGAUCUUCUUCUUUGUGUUCAUGGCUCAAGUUGGGAUUAGUGUCAUCCAAAGCAUAGGCAUCCCAGGAUGGGGAGUAUGUGGUUGGUUGGCUACUAUCUCCUUCUUCAGCUAUAAUAUUUUGAUCGCACUGAUCAUGCUGGUCCCUACAAUCAUGUUCACUGCUGUGGCCUGUCUGUCCUUCAUUGCACUCACCAGGAUCCAUAAUUUCUACCGGGGCAGUGGGGCUAGCAUGACUAAAGCUCAGGAGGAAUGGGCCACUGGAGCCUGGAAGAACCCUCAUGUCCAAGCAGCAGCCCAGCAGGCUGCUAUGGGUGCUGCAGCUGGAGCAAUGCAGGAGCAGUACUCCAGCCCACAAUACAAUGAAAACCAGAUGUAGAAUUUUCAAGACAGAAGGUCAAGGACAUGAAGUCACAGCAAUGCCAAAGGCUGAACAACCGGGCUGUGAAGAUCUUAACAAUCUCUAUUGACAGGGUUGAUUCUUAAAAAGCAACUCUUUCUUACACUAUGCAAACAAAUAGCUCUUAACAUAUAUGGGAAGCUGGAAUUUUGCCUUCCUCUAUUAAAGGACAUGCUAAUCAUUUGUAGUCUUUUACACGUGUUUCGUAUGUGUUUAUACUCUUCAAAUGAAAGUAGUUUUCAAGACGUAGUAGCUCCAUUCUAUGAGCUGGAUAUUAAUAUGUCAAUCUGCAUGUUUUUGUAGCAAGUUUUACAAACGAGGUCAAAAAGGUUAUAACCACCUUUGAAGUAUUUAAAUGAACAUAUUAUUAUACUAAUGUACUGUUAGAAUGAUGAACUAUUUAGGAAGUUGCUUCAUCUUUUCUUUUUUGACUUAAACCAAAGAUCCAGUGUCACUUUGUAACUUUAUAUUAGAUGAUGCUACUCUGUAAAACCUAACUAAAACCUCAUUAAUGAUUCUAUGCAGUUCAUCAGUGAUUGCAUUGUAAAAUCAAAGGAAGCUGCAGUACUGAAUGGUGUGUAACUGUUACAGUAAGAAAGAGCAUUAUUACAAGCCUUCAGGUGGAAAUAUAUUUGGAGGGCCCUCUUUGAUGUACUAGGUGCUUCUUGUUGACAUGCUUAUUUUCCACCAAAAAACAUCAGAUUUACAUCACAGGUUUAAAUGAGUUGUAAUGGUUAUUUUACUUUUAGAAAAACAAAAAGCGUCAGAUAUCUGACAUGUGUUCUGUGUUCUGAUCUUCAGUUUGUCUAGAAAAGUCACUGUUUUGUAUUGAAUGUCAAUUUAGGGUGUGCCCAUUUGUAAGAUGCAAAUGUUCCAUUUGCCAGAGAAUCAGCAUCUUGCUGUUUGGCAGGUUGACCACAGAGAGGCGCUGAUGGUUUUAGCAUGAAAUAAAAAGCUCCAACACGUA